UUCCUUCUUUCCUCUUUUCAAGAGAAGAACAAGACGAAGAGGUAGAAGGACAAUGUCGAGCACACGGAGACCGAAAUGGCAUCCUCCGCCGCCUCCUAGCCCUAGAAUCCUCCACCUACCCAGAAGAACUCGCCGGAGAGCUACCACCAGACAACUCAAAGGAAAAUCGAUCAGCAUUAAGGAAUCGGAUUCUCGCCUUAACAAGUAUGGAACACUUGAAAAUCUGCUUGAUCAAGAGCGAACUUUCUAUCCCACUGUUCCUGUUGUUAUCUUGAACACUGGAGAUCGUGAGACGAGAGAAAGAGUUGAUGACUUCGAGUAUACAGAGAGGAUGGAUAACCGGAGAUGCAGUAGGGACUUCGAAGACGAGAAGUGGAAGUUACAGGCAGAGAUUCUUCGAGCAGAGUGUAAUUUUCUGAGAAUGGAAAGAGAGGUUGCGAUGAAGAAGCUGGAGAAGAAUCGCGUUCAGAUGGAGCAUACUCUUCGAUCUGCAGUAGAAUCAUUGAUCUCUGGGAAAAAGAAGAUGUAUGAAGGAAAAAGCGUCGGUGUUAUGUUGGAAGAGGAAAUCAAAGAUCUGAAGGAGAAACUGGAAGAGCUCCAGAGAAGCUCGUGCAUUAAGGAUUUCGAGUUCCGCAAGUGUACUAACUUCGAUAAGCAAACAGCAGUUCUUCAAAGACGAUUAGAAAAACUAGACGGAAUAUCGGAGGAAGAAUGCGUGAAGGAGAUUCGAGAAAUGGCAGAAGCCAGUUUGACGAUCAGUAAGAAUUAUAGGAUCGAGGAGUGCUUCGUUUCAGAUAGAAAGUCUCGGUUCGCAGACGUGGAGAAUCUGAGGAGGAAGAUGGAAGUAUUGUCGAAGGGGAUGCUGGAGAGGAUGGAGGAGGAGUACAGGUCGAUUCUCUCGACAACCACAACCGCAACUGCGAGUGCUAGUAGCUCGGCUGCCAGCUCUGCUUCUACUUCCAGGCGCAUCGAAUUUCCUGAUUCGUCUUCUUCUUCUUCUUCCAUUACGCGACAACAGUUUCCUCAGGAGACGAUGUUUGGAGAGGAGAAGGGGUGUACCGGGCGUUGCCGAGCAAUCGUUCGGAAGAUAGUGGAGCAAGUCAGGGCCGAGACAGAGCAAUGGUCUGAGAUGCAAGAGAUGCUGGGACAAGUUAGGGAAGAGAUGGAGGAGCUUCGGGCUUCUCGGGAUUUUUGGGAAGAUCGAGCAUUGUCUUCUGAUGAACGCAUUCAUUCCCUCCAAUCCGCUGUGCACGAGUGGAGACAUAAGGCUAAGUCCGCCGAGACAAAGGUGGCAGAGCUACAGAAACAGAUAUGCGAUCUCAGUGCUGAGCUCGAAAGAUUAAAGACUGAACAGAAGGUGGAGCCACCUAAGAUCAAAGGUUUACCGCCAUUGCCUCUGUUGAUACAGAUGGAGAGGGAGAGGGAGAGAGAGAGGGGGAGAGAGAGAGAGAGGGAGAAGGAGAGGGAGAGGGAAAAGGAGAAGGAGAAGCGAGUGUUGAUAUGCCGAUUGAAGGAGAAUCAUCAGAAUGGCUGCAAUGUCAAUAAGCAGAACGAAGGCCUGGAUGAAAUCCAACGAAGAGGGAGAGUUUGCAGUGGUGGGUUUAUUGCUGCAAAGCGGCCUCCUCUUCGAGAUAUAGGGAAUUCUUCACCCGUUUUGAGGCAAAAUAGUAAAGCAGUGUUUCCUUUGUAUUCCCCCGAAUCUUUGCCUUCAGAGAAAGACUUUGAACUGCUAAGGAUUAAAGAGUAGGAAACAUGCUGCUAGCAUGCUGGCUAGCCUAUAAUCUCUUUUAAGCAAAGAGAAUUUGUUUUUUUUUUUUUUUUUCUUUCUUUUUUUCUUUUGUUGUUUUUUGAAGUCGUAUUAAAUGUAAUAUCUCUUUUGAUGAAGAAUCCGCGUAGAAUUCAACCAUUCAAGAGAAGACUAUACUUGCGCUCA
Nelumbo nucifera (sacred lotus) is the source of this 1933-nucleotide messenger RNA. Its product is annotated as myosin-like protein. The record is from RefSeq and is a predicted model, not a curated record. NCBI's taxonomy places the organism in Eukaryota, Viridiplantae, Streptophyta, Magnoliopsida, Proteales, Nelumbonaceae.